Molecule: messenger RNA, 6913 nt
Organism: Phycodurus eques (leafy seadragon)
Lineage: Eukaryota; Metazoa; Chordata; Actinopteri; Syngnathiformes; Syngnathidae
Gene: stk11
Product: serine/threonine kinase 11
Exons: 11
Coding region: 737-2050 (437 amino acids)
Biological process (GO): regulation of cell growth; protein phosphorylation; glucose homeostasis
Cellular component (GO): cytoplasm
Molecular function (GO): protein serine/threonine kinase activity; ATP binding; protein kinase activator activity
Source: RefSeq, a predicted model, not a curated record
GGAGGUAAACAAGAUGGCGACAACCUGACUGGCAAGAGUAAUACGAAGAGUCCGGAAAGAAAAUAAUUGAUAUGCAACUUGGUUUGAGUCACACUUUUGUUAUUUCGAAAAUGGACAUAUGAGAAGCAAAUAAAAGCCUGCAACUGAGCAAAGAUUCACGCGUGUUUUAGGCAUCCGGAACCAGGGUGGCAUGGAGGACACCUGAGGCUCAGAGGAGCACACUUUUGGACGGCUUGGUCUUCUUACAGAAGCCCAGGUGACACCGCUGCAUGAAGUUAGCAGUGGAAGUGUGUUUGGAUGAAGUCCAGCUGUACAGGCUUGUGUCCUAAGGCAGCAUGGAUCCUUGACAGAAAUGUUGUGCUACAUUGCCUUAAACCAGGGCUUGUUGCCCCUACAUAAGGCUGAAUUGUAUUAAAUCCAUACAUAGCUGAGCGUAGAAAACAAACAAAAAAUAUAUUUUUUCGUUGAAGUGCAUUUGUCUCAUACAAAAGGCACGUGAAACACUAAGACAGUAGACCCAAUACAUUUUCACCUUGAUGUGCAACUUUUGAUUUAAUAGAACAAUAAUGUUUACAAAUCUGGUCUGAUCCCCAUCCCAGCCUAAUUUCUCCCUCGCCCACGUUCAGUAUUUAUCAUUAUUACCUCUCAUUUUCGGGCCAAGAGGUUAACAUUGGAUUUCUCUCCGGCACCAAGAAGAUUUGUACUUUGUACAGGAGGCUCAAUCGGUGGAUCAGUCAUGAGUAUCGGAGAGAUACAUCACCUGAACUACCUGAAUGAAAAUGAACUGAUGGAGAUGGACACGUUCAUUCACCGCAUCGACUCCACUGAAGUGAUUUAUCAGCCGCGCAGGAAGAGAGCAAAGUUGAUAGGAAAGUACUUGAUGGGGGAUCUGCUGGGGGAAGGAUCGUAUGGCAAAGUGAAAGAGAUGCUGGACUCAGAAACCCUCUGCCGCAGAGCUGUCAAGAUACUGAAAAAGAAGAAGCUGAGGAGGAUUCCAAAUGGAGAAGCCAAUGUGAAAAAGGAGAUUCAGCUGCUAAGAAGACUCCAACACAAGAAUGUGAUUCAGUUGGUGGACGUUCUAUACAAUGAAGAGAAGGAGAAAAUGUAUAUGGUGAUGGAGUAUUGUGUGUGCGGGAUGCAAGAAAUGCUGGACAGUGUCCCGGAAAAAAGGUUUCCUAUAUUUCAAGCUCACGGGUACUUUUGCCAACUCUUAGAUGGCCUUGAAUAUUUGCACAGCCAAGGAAUUGUUCACAAAGACAUUAAACCAGGCAAUCUGCUGUUGACCACAGAUGGAGCACUUAAAAUCUCUGACCUGGGAGUAGCAGAAGCCCUGCACCCAUUUGCAGAGGACGACACGUGUCGCACCAGUCAGGGCUCUCCGGCCUUUCAGCCUCCGGAGAUUGCCAACGGCCUGGACACCUUUUCAGGUUUUAAAGUGGACAUUUGGUCAGCGGGAGUAACACUAUAUAACAUUACUACAAGUCUUUACCCGUUUGAGGGGGACAACAUCUAUAAGCUAUUCGAGAACAUUGGAAAAGGAGAAUUUACCAUUCCUGAAGAGUGUGGACCCCUCCUUUCAGACCUGCUGCGAGGAAUGCUCCAGUAUGACCCUGCGAAGAGGUUUUCCAUACAAAACAUAAGGCAACACAACUGGGUGCGCAAGAAACACCCUCCAACGGAGCUCCCCGUGCCCAUCCCCGCCAGCGCAGAGAGCAGGGACCCUUGGCGCAGUAUGACGGUGGUGCCCUACCUGGAGGAUCUCCACGGCUACACUGAAGAGGAGGAUGACGAGCUUUAUGACGGAGAGGACGAGAUUAUCUACACUCAGGAUUUCACAGUGCCAGGACAAGUGGCCGAAGAUCACGAGCUAGGGCUUGCAGACUACAGCCCACCUGUGGGCAAGCCCGUUUGUGUGAACGGGACAGAUGUGGGGUCUCUGAACAGCAAGGCUAAAACCGAACGCCGGUCUUCGUCCUCAUCUAACCCCUCACGCAAAGGGGUGUCCACAGCAAGCAAGAUCCGCAAGCUCUCCACCUGCAAGCAGCAGUGACGCCCCCCUUCUCUUCUCCAGUCUAUGUUGGCAGCAGCCCACUUGGCGGAGUUGUCCCCUGUCCUCCUGUCUGCAGCUGGCACGUUUUAAAUGCGCUGAAGUUGAUGCCCCUCGUUCGUGCACAGACCACCUGGCCUUGUAGAAACGUGUGCUCAGAGUAGAGUUGCAAAGGGGUGGAAAAUUUGCAGUAAAUUUCCAGGGAGUUUCUGGUAAACAUCCUUGAGAAAUUAAGUUUUGAAUUGAGGGUAAUGUAAUGGAAAGGUGUAUCAUAUUCAAGUAUGUUUAAACGUUUUGUUCAGUCAUGAGCAGACAUCCAUGCAAAAUUCAGCUUUGGAAAAAUAUUACAAGAUGAAAAAGCACCUUUUUUCCUGCAAAUUCACUGACAAUAUUUGUAAUUAGAAUUUGGGAGUUAUUUUGUCAAUAUACAAAGAAUCAGUUUCUUUUUACUCAAACAUACCUAUAAAGGGCAAAAUCAGAGAAACUGAAUUUUUAUUUUAUUUUUUUAGUGCUCGUUUUUAAAGCUGCAUAUGAAGUUCCUUGCCCACAUGAGGUCACUACAGUACCUUAUUGCGCCAUUUUUUCCCCCACUUAAGUGACAGUAUAUCUAAAAUUUGCUCAUAACUGAAAUUUUGGCUAACAAAAUGGCCCCGAACUCAAAAACUUUUUUCAUUUAGAGCAUUCAUUUCAUGAGCCUAAUAAUUUGCCAGUCAUUUUUUAAAAUUUCUUUCGGAUGAGAAAAAAAUUAACAUACCACGAGUCUAGCUGCCUCGAUUCAACCUUGGCGGAUUACCAUGACCAGGAUUACUGAAAAUCUACAAAAAAGGAAAAAAACCCUUAGCGAUCACAUUGGUAUUUUUUAUUGAUAUUGUGACAGUAUGUUAAAAAUGACUUUUGCAAUUGUGUCAUUAGAUAACGAUUUACAGAAAAAAAUGGAACGGUCAAACUACACAAUAUUUUGGGCUCAUCUCCCCAGAGCUGUACACUUUGGGAAAAUAUAUUUUAGCAUUAUUCUGACAGAAACGGCUAAAUUAAACGAGGUAAGUUUUUUUGUUUACACUCAAACCAGGCAUGGUUCCUUGACUUGUCGGUGGAAUUCAACCAAGCCUUGGCUUGUUCAGCCAUUAAUGGGGAGCGUAAACUGGGAUUAGACCGUAGUGAGACAGGUUCGUUUCAGAUAAUUGUUGCCACAGUAGUAAUUCAAAGUGAAAAAAGUUUUAUCCCCAGUGUGGGUUCUUGUGUGAACGUACAAAAGUCCCUUCUGAGCGAAUCUUUGACCACAAACUGAGCAGGCAAAAGGUUUUCCUCGUGUGUUCUCAUGUGAGUUGUUAAAUUACUCUUGAUUUACUUGCUCUAAACCACACACAAAGCAGGAAAAAAGGUUUUCUCCUGUGUGUGUGUGUGUGUGUGUGUGUGUGUGUGUUAUGCUUUACAAUUGAAUUACUGCUGCGACAACACAUCAGCAAAGUAAAACGAACCUGUCUCACGACGGUCUAAUCCAGUGAUUGCCAACCAGUGUGCUGUGAGACCAUCAGGGUUGUUGUAGGAAAUGAUCCAAUUCCACUUGUCCAAAAUUAAUUACAAAUGUAUCUGUGCUCAUCUAUGUCAGUGACUUGUAGUGACAGGCAGAACAAAUAUAUGCUCUUCCACUAGAUGACGGAAGGUACAACCUAUGUAACCACCUGUUGCCUUUCAUGCACUAUAUUGCCAAAAGCGUUUGCUCACCUGUCUUGACUUGCGUUUGAUUUUAAGCGAUAGCCCCUUCUAAAUCCAUAUGGUUUGUGAUGUUGGUCUACCCUUGCAGCUAUAACAGCUUCGUCUUGUAGGAAGGCUUUCAACAAAGUCUAGGAGUGAGUCAUUCUUCCAGGAACAUAUUUGUGAGGUCACACACUGAUGAACGAGAAGGCCUGGCUCACUGUCCACUCAAAAUCAACCCAAAGGUGUUUUAUGGGGUUGAGGGCAGGGCUCUGCAGGCCAGUCAAAUACAUUCAUACCAAGUCUCAUCCUUGCUUUGUGCACUGGUACACAGACAUGCUGGAAUAGGAAGGGGUAAUCCCCAAACUGUUUGUCCAAAAUAUUUUUGUAUGCUGAAACGUUCAGUUCCUUUCACUGCAUAAUAUUUUGGUCAUUUCCAACUUUGUGGAAACAAUUUGGAGAUUGUCCCUUCCUGUUCCAACAUGACUGUGCAUCAGUGCACAAGUCAAGGUUCAUAAAAAUAGUUUGAUGUGGCUGAACCUGACUGGCCUGCACAAUCCUGACCUCAACCUGAUAGAACACCUUUUGGAUGAAUUGGAGCGUCGACUGAGAGCCAGGCCAUCUUGUCCAACAUCAAUGUGUAACCUUACAAAUUCACUUCUGGGGAAAUAUGGUCAUAAUUCCCAUAAACACACUCAUAAACCUUGUGGAAACCUUCACAACAGACUUUAAGCUAUUAUAACUGGAAAGGGUUGACUGAUUGUCAUAUUAAACCCUAUAGCUGAAGAAUGGGAUGUCACUUGAAAUCACAUGUGUCAAGGCAGGUGAGCGAAUUCUUUUGGCAAUAUAGUGUACAACAGACUAAUAGUUGUUUGUCAAGACGUUAUAUACCUGGUGAGAGUGAACAUAACUUGAAAAAACUUUUUUUUUUUUUUUUCAGGAUUAUGCUAAAAUAUAUUUUGCAACAGUAUCUUGGGGGGGGGGGGUUGAUUACACGCAAUUAAACACUGGCCCCCUUCAUUUUCUGCAAAUGCUAUGAGGCUUGAGAUACGACUAAUUCGUUCCAUGACUAUGCUUGUUUCUUAAAACGGAUCUCAAAUCACCUUUCCCCGUUGAAAUAAAUGGAAAUGCAAUUAAUCUGUUCCAGCCCCCUCAAAAACGGGUUUUUGGGAAGUGUUUAGGAAAAAUUGUAGUGUACUGUUUAAAAAAAUAAAAAAAUACAAAAAAAUAAAUAAAAAUUGAAAUCACUAAUAACCUUCGCCCUCCACAUAAACUGCAGUUUUUCUUUAACUUUGAGACUUGAAGGCUUUGGAGGUUGAUUGAAUGAUACGUGUAACCACUUGAUUUUUUUAGUCGCUGCACUCGCACACUGAGAGGGUCAACGUACCUUUCAUGGGUUUCGUUGCCAUCUCUGCUGUUAUGAAAGUCUUCCUCCAGUCAAUCUGUGACUGGUUCGUGUAUUCUCGAAGAUUACCCUCCUGGUCACUUCCAGUCGUCGUGAAAGUCGUUUGUGUCUGCGUGACCUAUUCUGCUGCCCCCCGGUGGACAGGUGAAUGCACAAACUGUUUAAUUCUUGAAUUUCUAUUUAGUUUUAUUUUCCCUAGCUAAAAAAUGCAUUGCAAAAUUGUUUUGUUUUGGGGGAGGCUGGAGCGGAUACAUGGCGUUUCCGUACAUUGCUAUAGGAAAGAUUAAGAUUUUGAGUUACAUGGUCACUGAACGAAUUCCGUAUCACAAGGCACCACUGUACAGUAUUUGAAUGUAGGGGUUGUCAGUUUAUAAAGUCCAACAAAUGUUCAAUUUACUCAAACAAUUAUAAAUGGCAACAUCAGAGAAACUGAUAACGUUGCACUGGUCUCCGUCCCCCCAAGAGCUGUAUUUAAGUUCCCGCUUGAGAGCCAAUGUUCAAUUUGGUAACUUCACAAUUUCUUCCUGUAAAUUCCCAUGGAAAGAUUCCAACCUGGAAGUUUGUGGAUUCCUACCUCUGAGGGACAGUGAGAAGAGUAGGACGCUGCAAUGAUUCUCCUUACUCCAAGACAAGGAAAAGCGCUCACCAACGUCAGUCACUUUCCUCUUGCAUGUCAUCUCUCUGUCAACUCCCGAUGUCGUCCGCCGGCCCCUUUCAUGCUGUCUCCCCUCUCUCCAAAUGUCGCACUGGACUUUGACGAAGCCCUCACUCAUCUUCUGUUUCAUCUUUGCCGCUCUGUAGCAGAUGGGCAGAGCGGGGGGGUAGCCUGAGUAAGGAGAUGUUCAUCCACUAGGUGGGGGCAAGGCGGAGGUGGACUCUGAGCAGAGAGCGUAGUGGGCACCGGCGUGGCGGCAUCAUAACGACUUCAGUUUGCAGGCCUCUGUUAAAAAGGUGUUUUUUGUUGUUUUUUUUAGAAAACGUAUUCACGGAAUCUGUAAAAGUGGCUUUGGACUACCUUUUUGUUUUGACAGAACCUUAUAGUUGUUUAGAGGCACAUUGUGACGUGUGAGGGGGAGAAUAUUAAGGAAAAGAAAACAUGAUCAAUCAUUCUAUUUGUAAAUGCGUAUGAAAAGGCUUUUGAGAAUUUAUACGAUGUUCUUUAUCCAUCUUAAGGCCCAUGCUGUAGUACACUUUGUCUUCACUAGUAAGACAAUUCAGUGCACUAGUAGAAUGACUUGGUUUUUUUUCCACUACUAGUGCCACUUUUUGCCUACUAGUAUGCAAUUAAUCCUUACUCGUAAAUUACUGUAAACUUGUAAUAAUUUUGUGCCAUAUGUGUAACUGUGUAGUUGUACGACAGUCUUUGAAUCCAUUUUCUGUACCGCUUAGCACCAAAAUCCCCACUAGUAAUUUUGCUUCACCAGUAACUCAGUCCUACUAGCCAGCAGCAAAACGUUACUAGCGCAGUCAUUGUACUUUUGUGCUGAAUCGUCUUAUUGGUAAGGACGAAGCGCAUAUGAGUCCAUGGACCUUAAAGGAUAUCCAAUAAAUGCUCAAAUGGUUUUCCAUAAAUCUGUGACACGCUAAUACUCUACUACCACCAACAUCCAACCUGCAUGCUGUACAAAGCUGGAAGAGGAGGACAGACGGACGGACUGAUUGUCUUGUGGGGGGAGUUUUGGUUUCCCUUUUAGUUUUGUUUUUCCAAUGAAGAUUUUUUUAUUAUUUAUAUAAAAAUGUCCCAAAAGUCUGUUUUGUUGAAUUUA